Lactuca virosa is the source of this 3371-nucleotide messenger RNA. The record is from the annotation of a GenBank genome assembly. Lineage: Eukaryota; Viridiplantae; Streptophyta; Magnoliopsida; Asterales; Asteraceae.
AUGUUGACGACCAGAUUGAAGAAGAAUCGCAAGAAGCAUGGGGACGUGAGCUCUGGACGUGGUGGUAUCAGAAAUCAACGAAAGCAUCCUAGAGGUCAUGGUAAUGCCAAGUAUUGCACCACCAUCGAAUCCUCUUCGACAAGCAGUAUUCGGGUUACUUUGGUAUGGUUGGUAUGCGAUGUCAGGAACCAAAGACAAAGUUUCGCGAUUAAUGUAGAAGGAGUAGAAGGGUCAAAAUGGACAGAGUAUAAUGUCAAUCGGUGGAAGGCAGCCCUUGCAGAGGUUGCUGAUUUGACCGGCAUGGUUUUUUCGGGGUCUGAAACAGAAUUUAUCGCAGAAAUUGUUGAUACAGUUAACCGUAAACUAGAUAUGAAACUAGUAAGUACUCCAGCUCAUCUAAUUGGAAUGGACACUCGAGCUGUAGGUAUCAAUACCUGGUUGAAAAAUGAGCAAUCUGUUGCUAAUGUUUUAGCAAUCUGUGGCAUGGGAGGCAGUGGCAAGACGACUCUGGCCCAAUUCAUUUAUAACUCAAACAGGCAAAAUUUUGAAAGCAGCAGUUACCUUGAAGAGAUCGGAAAGCACUCUAAACAGUAUGAUGGUUUGCUUGGGCUACAGAAACAACUUCUCACAGACAUUCUAGGGGGAAAGAAUAUUGCAAGUAUAUCUAGUGUAUCUGCGGGGACAAGGAAGGUUGAGGAAGCCUUACAAGUGAAAAGAGCGCUUAUUAUUCUUGAUGAUAUUGAUGAACAUGACCAAUUAGACGCUUUACUUGGAACAAGGGCUUCUCGUACUCCAAGCAAGAUCAUAAUAACAACUAGGCUUUUAGAUAUACAUGCAUGGUUCAGAUCCAUAUCUUGGAGGUGCGAGGUGCAAAAAUCCGAAUUGUUGAAUGAUCAUGAAUCAUUAGAUCUUUUAAGUUGCCAUGCAUUUGGAUCCAAAAUUCCUAUGGAAGGUUUCAAGGAUCUCGCAUUCCAAUUAGCACAAUAUUGUGGUGGAAAUCCACUAGCUCUUAAAGUAUUGGGUUCUUCUCUAUUUUCUGAUGCUGAAGAGCCAAGGGAAAAAAAUAGUAUGAUAGACGUUUGGAGAAGUACUUUGAAUUCGCUGAAUUCAAUGAAAGGAGAUCUUGAUUGUAAAAUUCAAGAGAUGGCAAGAAACAUAGUCCUGAAAGAGUCCAGAGAUCCUGCAGCCCGCAGUAGAGUCUCACAAAAUGAUGAAUCGUAUCGUUUGUUGAGAAACGGAGAGGGUUCAAAAACAAUUGAAGGUUUUUCACUUAACAUGCAAAAGCUUGGGGAAGGGAUGACAUCAAAUCCAUCAACCCUUGAAACAGAUUCACUUGCAAAAAUGGACAAACUGAAAUUGCUCAAGCUAGAACAUGUGGAACUCAACGGGUCCUACAACAAUUUUUCAGAAUUAAGAUGGUUGUAUUGGACUAAUUUUCGAUUGAAAGAAAUACCAUCCGGCUUAUUUGGGAGCAACUUGGUGGCUAUGCAUAUGAGCUAUGGAUGGUUGGAAAACUUUGAACCACCCAUGGUUCUUAAUUCGCUGAAGAUCCUAAAUCUUAAAUGGUCAUUCAAACUUGUCAGUGUCCACCAUCUUUCCCGACUUCCUAAUCUCGAGACUUUGAUUCUCUCGUAUUGUUUCCGUCUCAGUCUGACUCAUGUUUUGGAAACCAUCAGAGGUCUUAAGAAGCUUUCUCUAUUGGACUUUGGAGGGUGUAAUCAAUCUUGGAAAGUUGGUCUAUGUACUACUGUUGGAGGAAUGCCAGAAUCGUUGUUAGUCCCCUUUCCAGACUCGUUAAAGCUUCUGUUUCUCUAUCGCUGCAGUAAUCCGUUAACGCCCCUUACCAAUCUUAAAAUGCUUCGGGUACUCGAUGUGAGUAGUUGUCCAAAUAUAAAAUCCCUCCUUUGUCUCCCAAGUACUCUAGAAGAGUUGUGUACAUCUUGGUGUUCUUCACUGAAGAAAAUAACAUUCGAUUCUGCUGGGUUCAGAUUGCGGAAAUUUGAAUAUCUCGAUUGUGCAAAUUUGUGUGAAAUUCAAGGCCUUUUCAAAUUGGUGCCGUUAGAAAGACUUGAUGAAGAAGAUUUGGGACAUAUGAAAUGGAUCAAAGCAUAUCAACAUCAUGGGUUGACCCUCAUAGAUGAUGGUGUCCUUAGAUAUGGUUGGGAUGUACAUGGUUGGCACAUACAGGUGCUGUAUGAAUAUGGUAUAAGGAGCACAUAUCUUCCAGGCAUAAGGAUUCAAAGCAUGCCAACGCCCAAAUAUAUGUCAUCGUCUGCAUCCUUAUCCUUUCGUGUGCCUUCUUGUCCUGAAAAAUUCAAGAUCCGAGGGUUAGACGUAACCUCCUCAUACAGACGAUCAGGCAUAUCUUUUUCUGCUUCAUACAAGGAUAAAUACACGCAGGCUUUGUUCGCCAAAGUCAGCAAUACAAGCAAGGGCCUUACUUGGAUGUAUAACCCUGUGAUCUAUGCCGAUCCGGAAGAUGGAAGAGAUAAAAAAGAUGCUGUGUGGUUAAGCUAUUGGCCCAUUGGGAACAUAUUAGAUGCUGGUGAUGAAAUCAAUGUGUCCAUCAUUGUGGGGGAUGGAUGGAUGGUAAGCAGCUGUGGUGCUAGCCUUGUGUUCAUAGAUGAUGGUGAAGAAGAGCCAAAAUACUACAAAGAUUACAAGAAAGAGGAAGAAAUUAUUGGAGGAGAUGUAUCUGAAUUUGAGCUGACUACAGGAGCCUACUAUCUUUGUCGUCGCGAUUACUUCAAGUCAACCACUCCUGAUUGGUUAAAUAUGUUAGUUGGUGAUACCAUUCCACGUAAAGACUUACAUGGAUGGAGAAAAUCUCAUCAGAACGACUCUAAAACAUCAUAUAUGGAGCCGUUUGCUUACAGAGACGACCCGUAUUCCGAUUGAUUCUAAGUAUUGUACUUUUAAUCAUUCUUUUUGGCAUGAAAUACCAAUAUUUGUUUGUAAAUUCAAAUCAAUUUUCUACUUAUAUCUCUUAACCUACACUAACCUAUAUAUUCAUUAUAUAAAUGAAUAGGGCUCUCAAAUUAUACCAUGGAAAACCAUCCAACAUGCUUUUAACUAUGCUAUUAACUGAAGCAAGAAAGUUGGCAGUCAAUAUGUUUGGUUGGUUAUUAAAAAUAUGGGAGUAGAGAAAAGAUACAAAGGUGAAUGACACAAGUGAUAUUUGAGGAAUUAGUGACGGAGAAGGAGAAAAAAGAAGGCAUCAGAAGAGAAGAAAACAAGGAUAAUGAUUUAGGAGGCUUAUGGACUUUAACUAGGUUUUAUGUACAAUUACCGGGGAACUUUUUUUUACACGACUUACAAAUAAUUUUUUAAUUUUGUACACCAUUUAGCAAUUAUCUUCUAGUUUAAUUCAA